AUGAUAUUCUUCAUGCAGGUUUAUCAGUCUUCAGCUUGUGAAGCACCCGUUGGUCAUUUUUGUCAUUCUGGUAGAAUUUAUCAAUGUGGCAAAGGAACAUAUCAAAAUCGAAGAGGAAAAAUAUCAUGCAAAACUUGCCCACUUUGUACAUUUUGUCUCUCAACUGGACCUGUAAUACCCAACAAGGAAAUUUAUGGAGCACCACGACACCUCGUGAAAAUUCGCUUUGCUGCAAUUAAGUCAAAUGAAGCCUACACGAAGAGUAAACAUAGUUAUGAUUCACAAUUAUUUGAAAACGGUAGGAUGAAAGGUUUUGUCGAAAACACCCGGGAAGUGAUUGUUGUAUCAUUUCAGGGUUCUGACGGCCCUCUGGACUGGUUUAGGAAUCUCAAGUUCUUCAAACAAAGAUAUUCGAGCUGCCAAAGAUGCAAAAUACACACUGGAUUCUUUGAGGCUUAUAGCCCGCUGAGAGACGAAAUGCUUAAAAAAGUCAACAAUUUUUAUCAAGAACAUCCCAAGAAAGUUUUAGUGACAGGUUAUUCACUUGGAGGAGCGAUGGCGACUUUGGCAGCAGUUGAUUUGGUCAAUGCUAGAUAUACUGUCGAUUUAAUAACCUUUGGCUCAUCUAGGGUUGGUAACGAAGAAUUUGCAAAGUAUGUCGACAGAAUUGUGACGGGAUUGAAUCUUAGAGUAACGUAUAGGGGCGACUCUAAUACGAUCUUUCCUUUUACUGGAUAUUGGCAUGUUGGGCAAGAAAUUCAUUGCAUUGGUCGUAAUAAAUGCCAUGUAUACCCAGCAGAGGUAGAUUUGUGCCAUCUAAGAGCAAACAUUUUCGAUCAUUAUAUGAAAAAUUAUCUCCAAAUAUAA
This is a messenger RNA of Xenia sp. Carnegie-2017, 867 nucleotides long. Its product is annotated as mono- and diacylglycerol lipase-like. Gene Ontology annotation, biological process: lipid metabolic process. The transcript has a single exon. The coding region runs from base 1 to 867 and encodes 288 amino acids. The record is from RefSeq and is a predicted model, not a curated record. Lineage: Eukaryota; Metazoa; Cnidaria; Anthozoa; Malacalcyonacea; Xeniidae.